AACACAGUCACAAACUGCAAAUGCUCCUACCCUUCACAUAGCAUUAUGAGUUUACCGGAUCAAUAACACAGAGUACAUACAGAACACAUCGUCGACCUAGUCAUUACUCACAUAGUUGCUGUCGAGGAAAUUCAAUACAGACAAUGAAGUAUCUGCUCCUACUGAUGGCCCUCGGGCUGGUCCGAGGUCAGCUCAAUCCUCUGUCGCAGGCCUUCAUCAAUGAGAUCAACGCUAAAGCGACGACCUGGCGGGCCGGGCCAAACUUUGCCCCGCAAACUUCGAUGGCCUACAUCCGCGGGCUAAUGGGUGUCCACAAGGAUGCGGACAAGUUCAGAGCCCCGGUGUUGAUACACGAGCUGGAGGACGAUGACGAUUUACCGGAGAAUUUCGAUGCUCGCGAGCAGUGGCCCAACUGUCCUACCAUCCGGGAGGUUCGCGAUCAAGGUUCGUGCGGUUCCUGCUGGGCUUUCGGAGCCGUGGAGGCCAUGUCCGAUCGGUACUGCAUUCACUCGGGUGGAAAGGUACAUUUCCGAGUAUCCGCCGAGGAUUUGGUUGCUUGCUGUCACACUUGUGGUUUUGGCUGUAACGGUGGUUUCCCGGGGGCCGCCUGGAGCUACUGGGUUCGUAAGGGACUUGUCAGUGGUGGUCCGUACGGAUCGGAACAGGGUUGCCAACCGUACGUCAUUGCUCCCUGUGAACACCACGUUAACGGAUCUCGUCCGGCUUGCGAUGGGGAAGAGGGAAAGACCCCGAAAUGUACGAAGAAAUGCCAGUCUAGCUACAACGUACCAUAUGCUAAGGAUAAGCACUACGGUAAAUCGUCCUACUCGAUCGGCAGACACGAGCAGCAAAUUCAGAAGGAGAUCAUGACGAAUGGACCGGUUGAGGGUGCUUUUACGGUGUAUGAAGAUCUGCUGCAGUACAAAGAGGGCGUCUAUCAACAUGUGACUGGGAAGAUGCUGGGUGGACAUGCGAUACGUAUGCUGGGAUGGGGCGUUGAAAACGAUACCAAGUACUGGUUGAUUGCCAACUCGUGGAACAGCGAUUGGGGAGAUAAUGGAUUCUUCAAGAUUCUGCGUGGUGAGGAUCAUCUCGGUAUCGAGAGUUCGAUUGCUGCUGGUUUGCCAAAGAUUUAGAGCGUGGAUUUGCAUUUCAACAGAGGCUCAAGUUUUUUGCAUGUAAUAGUGAGUAAUUCGCAUCAACUGAAUAAAGACUUCUUUAGAGACUAA
Topomyia yanbarensis is the source of this 1229-nucleotide messenger RNA. Its product is annotated as cathepsin B-like. Gene Ontology annotation, cellular component: lysosome. The transcript is spliced from 2 exons. Gene Ontology annotation, biological process: regulation of catalytic activity. Gene Ontology annotation, molecular function: cysteine-type endopeptidase activity. Bases 144 to 1136 code for a protein of 330 amino acids. The record is from RefSeq and is a predicted model, not a curated record. Lineage: Eukaryota; Metazoa; Arthropoda; Insecta; Diptera; Culicidae.